AUGGCUGCUCCACGGUACACAAUUGUGCCACCGGAAACAGUAGUUCCACGGUCUGAAAUUCAGGAACGAUUACGCGGCAUGAACUAUGAUCUGUUGCUUCAGUUGAUUUCGCCGAACGAAGUUGCGGUGGAGUUUGCGGCGCGAUUCAAUCUCAUUCCGAACUCGAUGAAUUGUAGGCGUUGCGGUGCGCAGAUGUUCCUAUGGAGCAGAAACGGGCUAGACGGUUAUCAGGUUGUUCUUUUCUCUCUGUCGUGA
Messenger RNA from Gongylonema pulchrum, 255 nucleotides. NCBI's taxonomy places the organism in Eukaryota, Metazoa, Nematoda, Chromadorea, Rhabditida, Gongylonematidae. The record is from the annotation of a GenBank genome assembly.